Molecule: messenger RNA, 2491 nt
Organism: Salmo salar (Atlantic salmon)
Lineage: Eukaryota; Metazoa; Chordata; Actinopteri; Salmoniformes; Salmonidae
Product: cleavage stimulation factor, 3' pre-RNA, subunit 1
Biological process (GO): mRNA 3'-end processing
Cellular component (GO): mRNA cleavage stimulating factor complex
Molecular function (GO): protein binding; RNA binding
Source: RefSeq, a predicted model, not a curated record
UUCUGUGGUCAAAACACACGCCCCGUUACGUACCGACGCAUAGAUGUGACGUAAUACGCAGCGCAUGCUUUGUAACCCCCAAGCGCCCCUUUGAACCAAGGCAAAGCCAAGUUCGUUGAAGAAGCCUGAGCGGAGAUGUAUCGUCCCAAACCGACGCUGCGGGACCGGCAGCACCUGUACCGGCUGAUCAUCAGUCAGUUGCUGUAUGACGGUUACACCAACAUCGCCAACAACCUCAUCACAGAGGUGAAGCCACAGAGCGUCGUGUCGCCCUCAGAGAACCUCAUGCAGCUGGCCAAGAUAGGCAUGGAGAAUGAUGACAGUGCUGUGCAGUAUGCCAUCGGCCGGUCUGACACAGUGGCACCAGGCGUUGGCAUCGACCUGGAGUUUGACGCUGACGUCCAGUCCAUGUCCCCCGAGGCGUCUGAGUACGAGACUUGUUACGUGACGUCUCAUAAGGGUCCGUGUCGCGUGGCCACCUAUAGCCGGGACGGACAGCUCAUUGCUACGGGCUCUGCAGACGCCUCCAUCAAAGUCCUGGACACAGAACGGAUGCUGGCCAAGAGUGCCAUGCCCAUAGAGGUGAUGAUGAAUGAGACGGCCCAGCAGAACAUGGAGAACCACCCUGUGAUCAGAACACUGUACGACCACGUGGAUGAGGUCACGUGCCUGGCGUUCCACCCCACCGAACAGAUCCUGGCGUCGGGGUCACGUGACUACACACUCAAACUGUUUGACUACUCCAAGCCCUCUGCCAAGAGAGCCUUCAAACAUGUACAGGAAGCGGAGAUGCUGCGGGCCAUCUCUUUCCACCCGUCAGGAGACUUCCUAUUGGUGGGGACGCAGCAUCCGACCCUCCGCCUCUACGACGUUAACACUUUCCAAUGCUUCGUCUCCUGCAACCCUCUAGACCAGCAUACGGACACCAUCAGUGGAGUCAAUUACAACCCUAAUGCUAACAGCUACGUGACGUGCAGUAAGGACGGCAGUAUAAAGCUAUGGGACGCUGUGUCUAACCGCUGUGUGAUGACGUUCGAUAAGGCUCAUGAUGGGGCGGAGGUCUGCUCCGCUGUCUUCUCCAAGAACUCCAAGUACGUCCUCUCCACCGGGAAGGACUCUGUCGCCAAGCUGUGGGAGAUCUCCACCGGGCGCCCCCUGGUCAAAUACACAGGCGCUGGUCUGAGUGGGCGGCAGAUGCACCGCACCCAAGGUGUUUUCAACCACACGGAGGACUAUGUUCUGUUGCCUGAUGAGAGGACCAUCUCUCUCUGCUGCUGGGACUCCCGCUCUGCCGAGAGGAAGAACCUUCUGUCCCUGGGUCACAAUAACAUCGUCCGCUGUAUCGUUCACUCCCCCACCAACCCGGGGUUCAUGACCUGUAGUGAUGACUUCAGGGCCCGCUUCUGGUACAGACGUACCACCACCGACUGAGACCUCUCUGACCCCUCUGUUGUACCCCUGACCUCUCUGACCCCUCUGUUGUACCCCUGACCUCUCUGACCCCUCUGUUGUACCCCAGACCUCUCUGACCCCUCUGUUGUACCCCUGACCUCUCUGACCCCUCUGUUGUAACCCUGACCUCUCUGACCCCUCUGUUGUACCCCUGACCUCUCUGACCCCUCUGUUGUACCCCUGACCUCUCUGACCCCUCUGUUGUACCCCUGACCUCUCUGACCCCUCUGUUGUAUCCCUGACCUCUCUGACCCCUCUGUUGUACCCCUGACCUCUCUGACCCCUCUGUUGUACCCCUGACCUCUCUGACCCCUCUGUUGUACCCCUGACCCCUCUGUUGUACCCCUGACCUCUCUGACCCCUCUGUUGUACCCCUGACCUCUCUGACCCCUCUGUUGUAUCCCUGACCUCUCUGACCCCUCUGUUGUACCCCUGACCUCUCUGACCCCUCUGUUGUACCCCUGACCUCUCUGACCCCUCUGUUGUACCCCUGACCUCUCUGACCCCUCUGUUGUACCAACACACUUCCACAGAGCCCAAACCAAAUCCCUCACCGCUGGGUGAACCCCCAUUGACUACGACUCCACAGCCAAACGGCUCCUUACCGGACACCGGACACCAUCAGGGUCCCGCAGUCUCAUUUGUUACAACAAACCAGUGUCUUUUGAGUCGACCACCCUGGCUCCAUCUUUGAUUUCAGUGGAGGUAGUGGAGUCUUUCAGAUGACUCUGUAAUGGCUGGUCCUGACUGCAGUAGCCUGGUACGACAGCCAGGUGGCCGUGUUGGACCGGAGAGUUUCUAUCUGAGCCUGGUUUCACCAUGUUGGUAGAGAACACAGCUGAUUGGCUGGCUGAUGACAUGAACAGCGUUGUUGGGAAUAGUAAUCGAUGCUUCUAGAUAUAUUGGAGACCGCGAGCAACAUGCUCAUUUAAUACGUUUCUUUAAUCUUUUGAUGAAAACAACUAGUUGAGUUUGUUGUUUUCUACCUUUUGUUUGUCUUUCCGAUGUUAUACAUGUUUAUUAAAAACAUUGAAGAAAA